Molecule: messenger RNA, 4932 nt
Organism: Amphiprion ocellaris (clown anemonefish)
Lineage: Eukaryota; Metazoa; Chordata; Actinopteri; Pomacentridae
Product: ELAV-like protein 4
Exons: 3
Molecular function (GO): RNA binding
Source: RefSeq, a predicted model, not a curated record
UGUGCUGGCCCCGCAGGUGGCUCCCGAGGCGUCGGCUUCAUCCGCUUUGAUAAGAGGAUAGAGGCUGAGGAGGCCAUCAAGGGCCUGAAUGGCCAGAAGCCUUCAGGUGCCGCCGAGCCCAUCACGGUCAAGUUUGCCAACAACCCCAGUCAGAAGACCAGCCAAGCCCUUCUGUCGCAACUCUACCAGUCCCCCAACCGCCGAUACCCCGGGCCCCUGCACCACCAGGCCCAGAGGUUUAGGCUGGACAAUUUGCUUAAUAUGGCCUAUGGCGUAAAGAGGUUCUCCCCCAUCACCAUUGACAGCAUGACCAGCCUGGUGGGCAUGAACAUCCCCGGGCACACGGGUACUGGUUGGUGCAUCUUUGUGUACAACCUGUCCCCGGAUUCGGAUGAGAGUGUGCUCUGGCAGCUGUUCGGGCCGUUCGGUGCCGUCAACAACGUCAAGGUGAUCCGUGACUUCAACACCAACAAGUGCAAAGGCUUUGGCUUCGUCACCAUGACGAAUUACGACGAGGCGGCCAUGGCCAUCGCCAGCCUCAACGGCUACAGGUUGGGCGACCGCGUCUUGCAAGUCUCCUUCAAGACUAACAAGACACACAAGUCCUGAACUUUUUCACAGGUAGAAGCAGUUGCCCCGCGACUUUGUCUGCUCCCAAAAUUCCCUCCCCUCCACCUCUUACCCCCUCCACCCAUCCCCUCCCCCACCCCACCCUUUUAUCCCCCUUCAGUCACCACCACUACCACCCAACUACAGCCAUCCAACACAGCAAAACUCCGACCGGGACACAAAGCAACCAACAAACCAUCAAACAAAUUGAACUAGAAAUGGCUUAUAUUAUAACUUUGGACCUAUAAGCCAAUGUUGCCUAAGUAUUACAAAAAUGAAAUGAUGAAAAUGUUCACGAGUUUUUGGAAGCUCCUGUGAUAAUGCAGGCUUCUCUUUGUUGUAUAUUCUGUUUGUUGUGGUUGUUAAAAUGAUUUUUCUCUUCUGUGUAAACAGUAGCAAAUCCCUGUAUCCCCCUUAUUUCAGAGAAGAGAAUGUCCUUUUUAGAUUGGAGCCUUUUCUCUGUCUUGAUUCAGGAUUUGUUUUUCUUUUGUAAAUCCGGAUCCACUGUCGUUAGUAUUAUAUACCUCCCUGUCAAUGAAAGGGAAGGGGCUCUUUUUUAAAUUAGUGAACCAUUCAUUCAUUUUUAGUGUGUAAUUUAAAAAACUUCCCCCUUAUGAUUCUAGAUGGGAUCUCUGCGGAUUUCCCGGUAACUGAUGUAGAAAAAAAAUGAAUUUCUAACAUUGUUUUUGUUUUGUAUCGCGAACAAAACAUAAUGUCUUUCCUCACUUGGGGUUUCAGGGAGAUGGGGCGAGGGAGGGGAUGGGUUAGCUUUCCUGAUGACACGUUCAGUAAUUUAAGAAAAAAAAAUAACACUGUUGCCAAAGAGAAGAUCUCUUUGCUUGGAAAAAAAAAUACGCAUUAAGAAAAAAAAAGAUAAAAAUAAAUAGAAAGAAGAUCUAUUUUUAUAAAUGAUAAUUAAAAUAAUAAUUAUUGAAGAAUUUUUACAAGAAUCUGGAUUUGAAGAAAAAAAAGAGAAAAAUAUUUUGACUGGCUAACUAGGGGGGGCCGGGGCGGGCGGGAGGGGGCACCACCUUGUCUUUGUCGUUCUGCCGUGGUACCUUAUCGGAUCAGAGGUUUGCUCGGUUUUUUGGGGAAUUCCAAGUCGGCAAAGCGAUUUUGUAGAUGGAAGGUUUUGUGAAAAGGGAUGCAAACUUGAGGCAGGUGAUUUUGGUAAUUUUUCACAUGUGUACUAGUGCGUAAUUAUUCAACAGCGAUACCCAAAAGGGAAGGGAGAGGGGUCUUUUUCCGAGGCCUAACCAUCCAUAUUAAGUCCAGAGCCCAAAGCAAGAAGACCCUUUUGUUCACUUGUUUUCGUUUUUUUCGUCAUCAGUCAAUAUGGGAUAUCAGUAACUAGAUAUAUAUACACAUCUAUCCAUUUAGAGAGCAUACUACACAUUAUCUAUAUCAUUUUCUUCGCUCUGCGUUUGUGAAACUUACAUUUGAAAAGAACUUCCUUUUAGCGAUCAACAGUAGGUGCUAUACUACAUUAUUCACAUAUCUUAAAUAUCCAAGUUUGUUGUUCUAUGUGUUGUUUAAAGAAAAAAAUACUUCGAUGUUGGCAUUGAAUUGAGCUGCUGUUCUUUGUUUAAUAUUUGUUUAAUGUCGGCCCAGGAGUCUGGUGAGACUAUUUCUUUGCUGAAUAACCAGAUUUAAUGAAUUUUUGGGCCUUGUAAGAAUCACUGAACAAAACUUUUUAUUUUGUAUUUUUUGAUUUCAUUUGUUUGUUUGGCUUGCUGACUUUUUUGGUUACUUGCUGAGCGUGAAACGUUUGUCAAAAACUUAAUGAUGAUUAGCUAGUUCUGUUAGUCUAGAUAUUUGUUUCCUUAAAAAGGAUCUAUGACAACUGUGUCUUUAUUUGCUGUGUACAAAUAGAUGAUAUAUAUAAAUAUAUAUAUAGUCUACAUUUGUUUUACAAUAUCUACUGUACUAUCUGAGUUGUCACUGUUCUUUUGUUUGAGCUUGUCUUUUUCAUAUGACAAUUUAUUAUGAAGUGGUGGUUCAGUUACUUAGAAAAACUUGUGAGGAAACUGUUCAAUUGUUGUCAUGUUGCUUGUGGAGAAAAAAAAAAUUGGAUUAACUUUUGAGUUUAACUACCGCGGCAAAAGAAACCGAACAUAAAGCUUAGAAUAUAACUGUAUUUGUUUGACGGUUUUGUUUACUUAUUUUUUAAACUAUUUAUUUUUCUAUUUAUUUCUAUUUAUUCUAUAUUUAUUAAUUGAUUAAUUUAAAUCUGUGUAAUUUAUGUAUUUAUUUGUUUCAUUGUCUGUGUAUUUGCGUGAUUCUGGUACAGGGAGGGGGGCGUUUCUGAGCAAAAGGGAACAAAGCGACUAGUGGAGAGGCUCUUCCAGUAGUCCACUGCACUGAGAGAACUUUUAGUACGUUUGUGCUUUGUACCAAUAUAUCAAAAUUACAAUAUAAAAAAUCUAAAAGUCAAGAAAACUGAAAAAAAUGUCUGGAGGGUUGGGGGACGCUCUUCCCUUAUUACUAGAAACAGUUACUCGCUAUGCAUAACCUAGUUAAUAGUUAAAUUUGCUAUUGCUUUUUUCUUGUCUUGUUAAAAUGAAAUCUUUAGAUCUUUUUCAAUAAAGUUUAGUCUUAAUAGAAUGUUAUAAACAGUCGUUCUGGUUCAAUAUAACCUGUGAUAAGUUUGUGUAGUUCUAAAAAGCCACUCCGUCCACACCCUCCCUCCACUUACUACCGCUUUGUGAUGAAACCUUAUGCAAAAAUGUGGGUCUGAAAGCAUAGUUUUCAGUUUUCAGUGAACAUUUUAUAUAACAUUCAGCUCUUGGAGGCUUGGGCAGAUAAAUUUAAAAAAACAAAAAAAUGUUCUUUGAGGGUCAUUCAUUGCACUGGACUAAAUCGGUCAAAGUCACUAAAGAGUCAGAACUUAUUUUUAAGAAUAUUCAUCAUGUUUUCAAAUGACAUACCAACAAAUCUUUAAAAAUGAGAAAUUGUUACCAUUGCACACCAACUGUUAUUUACAACAGUUGUUGCUAUACUUAAAGAAGUACUCUGGAGGUAUAAAAAAAAGGGAUUGUACCGAUUCUAUAUUUUAUAUACUCUAAUAUGAUAUAUAUUAUAUAUUUUGAAAGGUGAAAGGUAAGGGAAUGGUUCCAGACGUAUAAAUAUAAAGGAAAUUGGAUUUUUUUUGUUUGUUGUUAAGACUUGAAAACAUGAAGGAGGUGUGUGGAGAGCAUUUGAAACACUCAGACGCAUGCUCGCAUUAGUACAUCCUCUUCCUCUCUCACACCUCAGUCAUCUGACAAGCCAGGUCAUCCGACGCCAUUACCAUCAUCCAACAGCCAUCCGCGCCAUCCAAUCAUGUUCUCAUAACGGCAACAAACCAACCAACCGACCAACCAACCGACCAACCAGACCCCUUCUUGCUCCCCGCCGCCGUCGGGAGCUUGAAUUAUGCAACGACCCCAGUAGAAUGUUCUGAUGUGUGAACUAAUUUCCUACACUGUAUGACUUUUGAACUCUUACGAUGCGUGCCUGUGUUCCGCCUAGACCCCGUGUGCACGUGUGGUGUGUGCGUGCGGAUGUGUGCAUGUUCGUGUGCAUGUUCCUUUACGUAUUUUGUGCGCAUCGUCCGCAUAACGUUCGUCAGCGUGGAGUGAAUCCAUGUGUGUGUGUGUGUAAUACAGUACAGUAGUGUUUGUGCACAUGUAUACGAGUGUAUGUGUGUGUUUCCCUGCGUGCGUGUGUGUGUGUUUGUGUGGCACGGGCGAUUGUGCAAAAUGUGCGAGUGUGAGUGUGUGUGCAUGUCAGGGUGUUUGAAACAUGGGGCUGCGUCACCUCGCUCUAUGCCCAACCCUAUGGCUCACACCAUCCCCUGUAGCGCCUUAUAGUGGCAGCCUGCCAGUAGGAACAACGCAGCCAGUAGUGGAGGAGGGAAGGUGAACAGAGGAACUAGGCUCUUCUUGUCAGUUUUCAUUUUUCCUCCUGAGACGUGUUUGUUUACUAUCUGAAAAAUCUAUAAAAUGAAAUCUUUAAAGACAAAAAAGACGAAAAAAUGUUCACAGGGCCCCAUGACCGCGGCUCUCUCUACUCUCUCCUGCUUCUGUUAUUACUUAACAAUUAUCAAUGAUGAUUAUUAUGAUUAUUAUUGCUAUUAUUCUUAGUAUUCUUAUUCUUAUUAUUAAUCCAAUUACUGCGAUGAAUGACUUCAUGUUAUCCUUGCUAGUUUAGGUCAUUUCUGAAACUGGAAACAAAAAUAAAAAUCUUGCUGUAAAUGUUUGUUUUUUCUUUUUCAUAAAACUGUUGUGUUUGAAUUAUUUGUACUUUUGAAUGUUGGGACAAUAAAAUGAGGUGUUAAGAGCU